AUGUCAGGCCCGUCGACGCCGGGCACAAGCCGGCAGCCCGACGCCGACAUAGCAAAGUACCCGUACCUCGCGAGCCUCAACCCCGCCCAACUCAAAGCUGUCACCGCACCCCCCGACGUCCCCCUCCAGAUCCUCGCUGGUCCAGGAUCAGGCAAGACCCGUGUCCUCACUUCCCGCGUAGCACACCUCGUCAAGUGCCAUGGGUACCAGCCGCACCAGAUCACCGCGGUGACAUUCACAAACAAGGCGGCGGCCGAGAUGCGCAAGCGGCUGCAGGCGCUCCUCGGGGAGAAGGACGCAGCGAGUCUGGUGCUGGGCACGUUCCACGCCACCUGCGCUCGCUACCUCCGAAGACAUGGGAAGCGUAUCGGCCUGGACAACAACUUUGCCAUCGCCGACGCCGACGACUGCAAGAAGAUUAUGGCCCGGCUACUGAAGGAACGUGUGCCCGAGCUCGCCAAGAUGCACAUCAACCUCAAGGAAGGCGUCGUGCUCAACGAGAUCUCCAAGGCCAAGGUCAAGGAGGAGACGCCUGGCAUGAUGGCCGUGCGAGCUAGGCGGGAGGCAGAGAAGAACGCAGGGUCAGACUCGAUCGGCCUCAAGGACCUGGCUAAGGCUUCGACUACGCUCGAGGUCAUCGCCGAGCUGUAUGAGGAGUACGAGACGAGCCUCCGAGCUGCCAACGCACUCGACUUUGACGACCUGCUCGUGUUUGGACUCCGUCUUUUCCGGGAGGAGAGCUGGAUCCUGGAGCCAUGCCUCCAUAUCCUGGUGGACGAGUUCCAGGACACAAAUACGACGCAGUACGAGCUCAUGAAGUGCUUCGCAUACGCGAAUGGCGGCGUCAGUGUUGUCGGCGACCCAGACCAGUCGAUCUACGGCUGGAGGUCGGCCGAAAUCGAGAACCUCAAUAGGAUGCGGAAGGACUUUGAUGGCGUAGAAGCCAUCAACCUCGAGGAGAACUAUCGUUCGACAGGCGCCAUCCUCGACGCCUCGCAUUCGAUCGUGUCGCAGGACCCAAAUCGUAUCCCCAAAGACUUGUACACCUCCCAUCCCAAGAGCACGCCAGUCACCCUCAAGCAGUUCGCGACACCGGUGAUCGAGGCCAGUUACAUCUCCACCGAGAUCAAGCGCCUUGUCGCGUACUCUGGCGGCAUGCUGAAGUACGACGACUUUGCGAUUCUGCUACGCUACAACGCACUGUCUCGUGUCAUUGAGUCCUCGCUCCAGAAGGACGCAGUCCCAAGUCGUGUCAUUGGCGGCCACAAAUUCUUCGAGCGCAUGGAGAUCAAGGAUUUGCUGGCAUAUCUCCAGCUCGCAGACAACCCCAACUUCACUCCCGCCUUCCUACGAGUGGUCAACGUUCCCCGCCGCGCCAUUGGUGACAAGUCCGUUGCAGAUCUCGUGGACGCUGCAAAACGUGACAAGGUCUCGCCAAUGGAGCUCGCUGAGCGAAUCAUCGACGGUGACAAGCUCCCGGCUGGAAUCAAGCCCGCCGUCAAGAAGAAUCUUGCCACAUUUGUUGGCAUUGUUCGUAAGCUCCGGCGAGCAGCGUCGCAGGGUACCGCCGUCGACGAUCUUAUCCGCCUGGUGCUGGAGAAGACACGAUACGAGGACUAUCUCCGAACAUCUCACCAAGACUUCGAUCAGCGCUGGGAGAACGUCGUGGAACUGGUGAGCGCCCCUCGGUUGGCAAUGCUGACCGGGAAGAUCAACUACAGCGUCACCGUUGCACAGGAGCGAGAACGACAGCAGGCUUUGAACCCCGACGGCACUGACAACGACUUCACCCCCGCAAGUGCCGUUGUCGAUGCACUUCCUGUCCGCAAGCCCAAACUCGCCGUCCAUCCCAUGUUCCGCCACAACCCGGCAGAGUCACUGCGCAGCCGCUCUGGGUCGGAAGAUUCUAAAAGGGGCCAAAAGGCUAGAGUCAAAGUGGAAGACGACGUAGUGGAGAUUCUCUCCAGUGACGACGAGUUUGAGGAGGUGGACAUUGAUGCGGAGGCCGGUGCACAGCUCGGUGCGGGCUCUGAAGGCGACAGCUCCAACCCCCUCCGCUUCUUCCUCCAAUCGUCCAUGCUCUCCACGGACACAGGCUCUGAUGGUGACAAUGUGGACACGCCCAAGGUGACAAUCUCCACCGUCCAUGCGGCCAAGGGUCUCGAAUGGCCUGUUGUGUUCAUUCCAGCCGUGGAGGACGGCACUUUCCCGUCCUAUCGCUGCGUCGAAGAGCACGAGAUUGCCGAAGAACGACGCUUGCUCUACGUGGCCAUGACGCGAGCGCAGCUGGUUCUGUCCAUGAGUCACACGAUGUCACGAAUGACAGGUGGCGAAGAGAUGGACCGUAACAUCAGCGACUUUGUGGCCCGUUCUUUGCGGAAGAACCCUACCAUGUUCUCCUCCAACCUUCCAGAAGUCAACACUCAAGUUCGGCAGCAAAUGGCGGCGAUGCUCGGCCGUGACGCUCCGGACGAAACGUCGACUCAUGAGCUGAUCAUGAAGCAUGUCCGUGCUGCGCCGCCCUUGAGUACGUGGGACACGCCAGAGCUGCGUGGCCGGGGCAACAGGUUUGCCCGUCGUGAGGGCCCAAGUGGUGCAGCACGGGCCUCGGACUACUGGAAGUCAGAGCACGAUGACUACGCCAUGCCUGGCCAAACCGGCUACUCGUCCAAGAACUAUGGCCCAUCGGAUUCUCGCCCGGGCUUCAUGUACCUCUCGAGCGCACGAUCCCUCGGCCCCCAAGCGCCGGGCACGCAAAAGCCACCACCUCAGAAGAUCCAGUCGUCGAACCGUGACUUACCCGGCGCCCUUCCAUUCACCUUCAUGACCGAGACGGCGCGCCCUGCAGCGAGCCUGACCAGCUUCACGUCAGGCAGUUCGUCGUCCUUGGCGGCGAUGAAGUCGCUCGGUCUCCCCAGCAACCCUACCCCCGCUACCUCCGCGUCCCGUCCUCAGCCCACCGUCUCUUCGUUCCAGUCGGCGUCUUCUGCCUCUUUGAGCGCCUUGAAGACCUUGGGAGUUCCAGAACUUCCAAACGUCGCAGAUUCCAGCAAGGUACCGCUCGCACGGGGAGUUAAGAGGCUGGGCAUGGGACGGCCUGCACCAUGGGGUUCCAAGAAACCAAAGCCGUAG
Vanrija pseudolonga is the source of this 3132-nucleotide messenger RNA. Its product is annotated as ATP-dependent DNA helicase srs2. The transcript is spliced from 15 exons. Gene Ontology annotation, molecular function: ATP binding; 3'-5' DNA helicase activity; DNA binding. Gene Ontology annotation, cellular component: nucleus. NCBI's taxonomy places the organism in Eukaryota, Fungi, Basidiomycota, Tremellomycetes, Trichosporonales, Trichosporonaceae. The record is from RefSeq and is a predicted model, not a curated record. Bases 1 to 3132 code for a protein of 1043 amino acids. Gene Ontology annotation, biological process: recombinational repair.